GAAACUCCUUUAAAACGCAGGGAAAAGACACCACCCCAUCGCACAUCCUGACACAGCAGCGGAGGAAACUUAUAACUCCGGCAGGCAGGGCACUCCCUCCACUGCAGCUCUGUACAUCAAGAAGACAGGACUAAGGCAAAACAAGCUCCUUCUUCUAAAGGUGCCAGAACCAGCCCCACUACAGGAAUCAUCUGCAUUUGAGACCUUCCCCCCCACCACACACACAGACUAAGAAGCCAAGAUGUUGGUGCUAUUGGCUGGUAUUUUUGUGGUCCACAUUGCCACCGUGGUCAUGCUGUUUGUAUCCACCAUUGCCAACGUCUGGAUGGCAGGUACCUCUGCCACGGGAACAAACACAACAGGACUCUGGCUAAACUGCGAUGCUGGGAAAUGCUAUCAGACCGCAUUUGCUGAAGGGGAUAUGCCUUCCCUCAAGGCAGUGCAAGCCUUCAUGAUCCUGGCUAUCAUCUUCUCCUUCAUCUCAUUGGUCAUGUUCGUGGUGCAGCUCUUCACCAUGGAGAAAGGGAAACGCUUCUAUAUCACUGGAGCCAUCAUGCUGAUUUGCUGGCUGUUCAUUUUGAUUGCAGUCUCCAUCUACACAGCCCGAUUCCCACACUACUUCACAGCACCUCGGGACCAUCAUGGCUACUCCUUCAUAUUGGCCUGGAUCUGCUUUUGCUUCAGCUUCAUCAUUGGCAUCCUCUACCUUGUCCUUAGAAAGAAAUAAAGGCUGGCAGGAGUAAAAGGGGUGGGGAGUGGGGGUUAGAAAUUGGGGAUGGGGAGGACGAGGAAUCAUUCAGCUGGAAGAACUGUUUGGCCAAUAACACCAAAAAACACCCACCACAAAUGAAUUCACCAAAGAGAGAGAAACAGCUCCUCCAGUCCAGCCAGCGCCUCCUUGAUCCCUGGGCCCUGAAGUUACAAACGAACUGCCUUGUCCUCUGGCUCUGCUCUCCUUCCUCGCAAAGUCAGGCUGUGCCUUAAGGAACCACCAGACUCCACAUCACCGACUUGGCGGCACCUCAAGGAAAUGAGCGCUGCAUCUUACUCCCCCCCCCAUUUCUCCUUAGCCUGCGUUGUGGGUGCGGGAGUGAGGGAUAAGGCUUUUUGCCCUGAAGAACAAUGGGACAGGCCUUUUGUUACAUUUUUAGAAGGGUUAAAGACAUCAUAUCUGGGAACAGCCCAACUCAAUUAAAUUCAAGUUUUUAAAAAUAUCAUAACUGCAAAUUCAUUGCCAUCCUGUUUCCUACUUAAGAAAGAGACUAAUUCCC
Mauremys reevesii (Reeves's turtle) is the source of this 1271-nucleotide messenger RNA. It is a transcript of the gene EMP1, whose product is annotated as epithelial membrane protein 1. Gene Ontology annotation, cellular component: plasma membrane. The coding region runs from base 242 to 727 and encodes 161 amino acids. The transcript has 5 exons. Lineage: Eukaryota; Metazoa; Chordata; Testudines; Geoemydidae. The record is from RefSeq and is a predicted model, not a curated record.